Messenger RNA from Ostertagia ostertagi, 255 nucleotides. The record is from the annotation of a GenBank genome assembly. NCBI's taxonomy places the organism in Eukaryota, Metazoa, Nematoda, Chromadorea, Rhabditida, Trichostrongylidae.
AUGAAAUAUAUCGGCUUACUUCUAAAUGGAACCGAGUUCACGAGUAGAGACAGAUUUGUGUUUCAUCUAGGACUAGGACAGGUUAUCAAGGGAUGGGAUCUAGGGCUCAUGAAUAUGUGUGUUGGCGAGCGUCGAAUUCUUGUCGUUCCUCCUCAUUUGGCGUACGGAGGCCGUCCUUCGCACCCAAAAGUACCAGUAAAUGCUACCUUGAAAUUCGACAUCGAACUGUUGAAGAUAGAUCGUAAGGAAGAGCUG